Trematomus bernacchii (emerald rockcod) is the source of this 3482-nucleotide messenger RNA. It is a transcript of the gene kcnab1b, whose product is annotated as potassium voltage-gated channel, shaker-related subfamily, beta member 1 b. The record is from RefSeq and is a predicted model, not a curated record. Gene Ontology annotation, biological process: transmembrane transport; negative regulation of delayed rectifier potassium channel activity; potassium ion transport. The coding region runs from base 820 to 2019 and encodes 399 amino acids. NCBI's taxonomy places the organism in Eukaryota, Metazoa, Chordata, Actinopteri, Perciformes, Nototheniidae. Gene Ontology annotation, molecular function: voltage-gated potassium channel activity; transmembrane transporter binding; potassium channel regulator activity. The transcript is spliced from 15 exons. Gene Ontology annotation, cellular component: cytoplasm; voltage-gated potassium channel complex; extrinsic component of cytoplasmic side of plasma membrane.
GUGUGUGGCGCCAUAGUGGAAAACACUGCGGUUCUCUCAGCCAGUCAGUCAGAGCCAGAAGCCCAUACACUCUGUCUCUCUCGUUCAUUCAGCGCAUGGCUCACUCUCUCUACGCUCAACACACGCUGAUCCUCGCCUCCUCACUGCAUCUGUCCUCCCUGAAGUGAGGUACCAUGCAUCCUGCUCUCUCCUCCUCCUCCUCCUCCUCCUCCUCCUCCUCCUCCUCCUCCUCCUCCUCCUCCUCCUCUCCGCUUGUCUGUUGCCAUUCAAGGGGACCGUAAAGCCUGUGUUACUGGCUCAAAGGACUUUGGAGACGGGACAAGGUUGUUUUGCCGGGUCCGAGGACAGCUGCUGGACACGCUGCAGUUGUUUCCGCUUUCUGUUGGGAUGCGGAUCUUCCCUGGGCAUCUGCUUGCUGAGUAACAACGCUUGAUUCCUCUGAAAGUUGCUGAAGGGCACGUCAAUCAAGAACCUCGUCCUUGUUUCUCAGAGAACGCUGAAGACUCGAUUCAGUGGAGUCAGACCGGCACAGGAUCCCCAUUGCAACCCUUCACACACUGACCAGGACUGCACUGCUGCUAUGAGCAAUCUUGAAGCAACAUCAGCGUGAGAGUCUUCUCCUUAAAGAAACUGAACAAUCUCAUGCUUCUGGUUUUUCUGCCUGUCCAGUUGAGAUUCAGCAGCACUAAGCAGAAGUGGCUUGGAUUACCGGCUUUCGAUUUAACAUAAGAACAACAAGGACUUUAUCUAGGUUCCACAGACGGAAUAAAAUACUGUUUAGUACUUUGAGGACAGCUCUCGUGGCCUUAGCUAACAGCCAUGCAGGUAUCCUUUGCAUGCACGGACCACGGGCUGAAGGCCCCGCGAAACGGCGAGCACAGCAAGCAGAACGCCAGCAGCCCCAACACAGCCAGCAAGGCCCGCGCCCGCUUCCGCACCGUGGCCCUGAUCGCCCGCAGCCUGAGCACCUUCACCCACCGCUACCACCAUAACCUCAAGGAGUCCACCGCCAAGCUCACAGGCAUGAAGUACCGGAACCUGGGGAAAUCUGGGUUGCGUGUCUCCUGUCUGGGGCUGGGCACAUGGGUAACAUUUGGAGGUCAGAUCUCUGAUGAGGUGGCAGAACAGCUGAUGACUAUCGCCUAUGAGAGCGGGGUCAACCUGUUUGACACAGCUGAAGUCUACUCUGGGGGGAAAGCAGAGAUAAUCCUUGGAAACAUCAUCAAGAAAAAAUGCUGGAGGAGAUCCAGCCUGGUUAUCACAACGAAGCUCUACUGGGGAGGAAAAGCAGAGACAGAAAGAGGCCUCAACAGAAAGCACAUCAUUGAAGGUUUAAAGGGCUCCCUCCAGAGGAUGCAACUUGACUAUGUGGAUGUGGUUUUCGCCAACCGGCCAGACAGCAACACUCCCAUGGAGGAGAUAGUGAGAGCAAUGACACAUGUGAUCAACCAGGGGAUGUCCAUGUACUGGGGGACGUCACGGUGGUCCGCCAUGGAGAUUAUGGAAGCAUACUCUGUGGCUAGGCAGUUCAAUCUAAUUCCACCAGUGUGUGAGCAGGCAGAGUAUCACUUCUUCCAGAGGGACAAGGUGGAAACUCAGCUGCCAGAGCUCUACCAUAAGAUAGGUGUGGGUGUAGUGUCCUGGUCACCUUUGGCCUGUGGUAUCAUCACUGGGAAGUACGAGAAUGGUGUCCCGGAAACCUCCAGGGCCUCAAUGAAGCCAUACCAGUGGUUGAAGGAGAAAGUAACGAGUGAGGACGGGAGAAAACAACAAGCCAAGCUAAAGGAACUGACUCCUAUCGCGGAGAAGCUCAGCUGUACUUUGCCACAGCUUGCCAUAGCCUGGUGCCUGAGGAACGAGGGAGUGAGCUCAGUGCUGCUGGGAUCCUCCAAUCCAACCCAGCUAACAGAGAACCUGGGAGCCAUUCUGGUAAUUCCAAAGAUGACACCAGGCAUUGCCACAGAAGUUGAUCAUAUACUGGGAAAUCGCCCUCACAGUAAAAAGGACUACCACCAUUAAAAUGGACCCUGUUUCAGUGAACUAUGCUCCUAAAAACGUAUCAAAGCUAUCAGCCAUGGCACUCUAAGUGCGUGCCCGACUUUGCUUGUGUGCGCGUAUGACUGUAUGUUUGAAUGUGUAAAGUGUUCUGCUUGGCUCCCUGUCUCUAAGAAGAUCAGCCAGUAUCAUUAUUGUAAAGUGAGCUACCUGACAUAACAUGCAUGCUACAUCUAUAGCAGUUGGCCCCUAGACUAGACAACAUUUACAAAAUCCUGCAACAUCAUUUCUGGAGUGAAAGCCUCAUCCGCUCCAACAAGCUGCUAGAACCAAAUUUAAAAUAGCAUAAAACUAGAUUAUGGAAAAUAGAUGGCUGCAACAAGCAUGUGCCAGUUACCAGCAAUCAUCAUUUUCUGAAUAAAGGGUGUCAUUGCAUUUAGAAAAGAAAACUUAAUAGGCACCUAUUGUACACAAACUAUCACUUAAGCUCAUGGCGGUGCAGUAUCAUAAAAAGAAUAAGGUGUUUCGAAAUGUACCCAAAUCUACCUUACUAGAUGUUUUUGAUGUGACGAAAAAAAUCAAUAAUUAAGUGUAAUUGGGGUUGUUUUCAGGCAAUUGGAUGAUAUGCCUACAUUUCAAACGCAGCUUGAGCUGUUCUUAUAGCAUUUUGAGUUAUGAGAGUAGGCUACUGGAUUAACUAAAGUUCUGCUCACAAUGUUGUUGCUGAUACAAAGAGAGCUAAGUUUAAAUAAAAUAUCUAUCAAAACAUCUGUACUGACUGUUAAAUAUAUUUUCCUAACUAAGCAGCUGUGCCAGAAUAACCUUUUCAUCUCUUUGCGAUGUAUUUUGUUUUGUUUUCACUGAUGCAAAAGUACAGCAAAGUGUACGUCCAUAUUGUGCCCCUCCAACUCAUUUUAAUUUGAACUGUGCCAGACUUUCUGUCGGUGAGGAGAUUAUCGGAUUAAUUUAAUUUCAGUGUUUGUUGUGGAUAAAACUUUUGCCAAGGUGAAGUUGAGUAGAUGAUCUUCCUGAGGGGGAGAUGGUGAAUUUAGCAAACAAAGCCAUGUAGCUGAUAAAGAGACUCAAAAACAUAUGGACCCCUGCAGUCAUUGCACCUGGAUCUCUUACCCAAUUUCUCACAGAUGCCAGUUUUACAUAAUGAAUUGUUCUUUGUUAUGUCAAACGUUUAUUUUGGUGUCCUUCAUAAGAUGUAUACAUACAUAUCAAGAGCGUAUAAUUGUCAUGUAAUAGGUUUUAGAAUAUAUAGUAAUUUUCUAUUAAUGUUAUGGAUGCCUUCUAACUUUCGCCCCUAACAAAUUUAAAUAACAAAGCUAGUCGUAGACUUCUUGUUUGCUGAGUUAUUGUAAACCGCAGUAAAAAAAAGAAAAUAACCUGUGACUUGAACAACUCUGCCGUAUAGUUACUGCUGUUUGCUGUUGGGGUUCGUCUGUGUCUUCCUGUUUUAUAAUAAAAUAAUGUGUAAAAUA